Messenger RNA from Frankliniella occidentalis (western flower thrips), 2099 nucleotides. RefSeq names its product protein FAM200A-like. Lineage: Eukaryota; Metazoa; Arthropoda; Insecta; Thysanoptera; Thripidae. The transcript has 5 exons. The record is from RefSeq and is a predicted model, not a curated record. Bases 528 to 2099 code for a protein of 523 amino acids.
GUGCACGUGCGGCUGCCACCGUCUCCCGCAGCUCCCCACCUGGUGCACGUGCAGCAGCCCCCGUCCCCCGCAGCCCCGAGUCCAGCGUGGCGGACUGCUUGUUCGUGCAACCUGCACCCUCCCGCAGCACAGCGACAGAACGGCAGGUUGGUUUCAUUUUCGCGGUUUCAUUGCCUUUGUGGCGCGGGCGCGGGUGUCAUGGUCGGGGCUGGUUCGGGCAGAGGCUGCAGGAAGAGGAGGACGUCGACGACCCCGAGCCCGUCGAGGGGCCCACGGCCUCCUCUUCCGAGUCGUCUGUGACAGCAUCGGCCUCCACAUCGUCCCGCCGCCUGACGUCCACGCCAAAGCGACGUCUUUACAACCGGGCGUGGGAGAAUGAGAAGCAUCUGAAGGGCUGGUUAGCGGAGAACCCGGCUGGGCGUCCAGAAAACAAAGGCGCGAAAUGCUUGGUGUGCGAGAUACCCUUACGGGCGCACCAUGCAGACCUCCUCAAGCACGGCACAAAAAGCCUGACGCAUAUUGCCAAUAUGGAGAUUUACAACGUCCAAAAACAAAGGCGUCUGGAUGGUGUGGGGAUUCAGGUUUUCUCCGACGAGAAGAGGGAGAUUGAUCUCCGCCUAGCCGUUUUUAUCGCGUGCCACGCCGCUGUGAGAAGUAUCGACCACCUCUCCGAGCUUCUAGUUGUGUUGGGGAAAGGAUCAAAAUUAGCGGACCUAAUGCUACACCGCACGAAGUGUUCGAAGCUCAUCACAAGUGUGAUUAGCCCUGCUCUGCUGACGGAGCUUGUAGAAGACGUUGGCGAGCAGGGCUUCUCGCUAAUAAUUGAUGAGUCUACGGACAUUUCGGUGGUGAAGUUUAUGGCCGUUAUGAUCCGCUACCACUCGAUGAAGAAGAACGAGAUAGUGACAGAUUUCCUCGGCUUCAUUGAAGUCUACCGUGCUACAGCUACUGCCCUGUUCGAUUCCCUUAAAGAGUAUUUAUCUAAUGUUGGCCUUAACUACAAACACGUCAUUGGCCUGGGAACGGACGGGGCGAGUAAUUUGUGCGGCAAACACCACUCGGUGUUCACACUAUUCAGAGACGAGAUUCCCGACAUCGUACUAGUGAGAUGCGUCUGUCACUCACUACAUGGCGCUGCAUCCAAAGCCGCAGUUCACCUUCCAGCGGAGUUAGAGUUUUUUGUUCGAGAGAGUCGGAAUUGGUUUGCCAAAAGCCCUCUGAGACGACUACAAUACAGGGACCUCUACGCAGCCUUCAACGAUGGCGCGAUGCCGAAGUCCCUCGUGCAAUUAGUCAAAACCAGAUGGCUGGCUUGGGGAAAAGCAGUUGGGGUCAUUCUCGCACAGUGGCUGGAACUGAAGACCCACUUCCAGGUCCACUGCGCACAGAAUGACCCCUCGGAGAAGAGUGUCAUUGGAAGGCGCUUAAAAGACUGUUUCACCGACGCCAACCACCUUUUCCUACUCUUCGUCCACCCCAUUGCGGCCGAGGUCAACCGCGUCAACCUCCUGUUCCAGGCCCGGGAGGCUGAGGUGACCGCGCUCCUUGCAGAUGUGCACGACCUCGCCCUGUUCGUGGCGCGGAAGGCCCUCAAGCCGGAGGCUGUCCCCACGACACUCCAGGGGGCAGGGGAGGCAGUGGACGUCGACGUGCUGAAGAAGCAGUGGGACUCCCUUCCCCUCACGGACUGGGAGACAUACUUCGGGGGGUCGGUGCCGUCUUCUUCCACCCCCUUCUGGACGGGCGUGUGGGCGUACACCCGGCAAGGCAGCCGCCCGUUCAACGAGCUGGGGCUGUUCGCGCUGCGGGCGCUCAGCCUGCCCUUUUCGAACGCCACUGUAGAGCAGGCGUUCAGCGUGAUGAACACCAUUAAGAUUAAGUCGAGAAAUAGAAUGGGGACUGAGCUGCUCAUGGCCAUCAUGCGGAUUCGGCUUAGACUGCGCGGCGGCGACAAAUGCUGCCGCGAGUUUAAGCCGAGUCCGGCCAUGUUAACCAUGUUCAACGCAGACAUGUACCAGACUACGGGCCCUGAGCGUCCGGGGGAGGGGGCAGAGCUUGAGUACGAGGAGGUAUGGGAGGAUUUGGACCUCGUAGAAUAA